Molecule: messenger RNA, 1296 nt
Organism: Scutellospora calospora
Lineage: Eukaryota; Fungi; Glomeromycota; Glomeromycetes; Diversisporales; Gigasporaceae
Source: the annotation of a GenBank genome assembly
AUGUGGCAAUAUGAAUUAACGUUGGAUGAUGCGAAUAGCGCUAGUGUAAAUAAAUUUGGUAAAUUAGGAAGUGGCACAGUCGAAAAUAGGCAUUAUAGGAGAUGGGAAAUUUGCCUUGAGAUUGAAGACUCGUUUAUUCUUGAUGAAAAUAAUUUUGCGAAUGCUCUUGCAAGUGCUCAUCUUUUAUUGAGGGAAGAAAAUGAAGAUCAUAACAAUGAUAAUAAUUAUGAAAAUGAUGAAGAUAUCAACGAAAAUAAUAAUAAAUAUAAUAACGAAAAUAAUAAUGACAAUAAUGAUGACAAUGAAGAUAUAUACAUAAGAAAAGCAGAUACCUAUACUCGAAUAGCGGAGUCAGAUGAUCAAAAGUUGCAAGAGAAACUUCUUUCAUUAGUAACUCCAGCAUUAACCAUUUUCAAUAAUGAAAUAACGAGUAAAAACUCAACAUCAACUAAAAAAGAGUCAGAAAAAUUGCCAAGCAAGUUACUUGUUCUAACAGCAUUGAAAAUAGGAAAAGUUAGAUUAAAUCUAUUAAUGAAAGAAAAGUUUCAAAUAAAAAAUCUUGAAGAUAUUUCAAUAGUAGGAGAAAAUUUAGGGAAAAACGUUUUGUCUUCGUAUUCUAAAAUUCAAGAAAAUAUCAACCAGUUAGAGAACUCGAGUUCUUAUGAAGACUACUUCAAUGCAUUACCUGAAACAAUUUCUCAAAGUGAAAAAAAUCGUUUAUCAACGCUUAUUGCUGAAUAUACUGAUGAUGUUGUGGCAAGUCAAAGCGUUUGUGCAAUCGAAUCGCGCAAAGAUUCACUUUGGUCCCUGGCUUCAAAAUUAUGGGAUGCCUUUAACCAUCCUGAUCCCAAAACACACCCUUUAUUUAAAGGUGUACCAGAACUUAACGAAGAAGGUAUUGUGAAUAUUCUUUCCUUCUAUGAGAUUGGCAAAUCACGCUUACAAAAAAUACUUGAUCAGGAUGUGUACAAAACUGAGCCACGGUCAACUAGUAAAUGUCAUAUGUGUAAUGUAAAUUCUUAUACCUAUACACAACUUAAGGAUAAAGAGGAUAAAGAGAAAAAAACAAAUAAACGAGUAGACAACCUCCCACAAGAAUCAAUUAUUCAAGAAAGUAUUUCAUCAACAUCGCAACAGAUGCAAUUACCUUUUGAAACCGAUCGUACGAAAAACACACGCUGCAAGACAACGGAAGCAGAGAAAGCGAUACACGACCAAUUAUUUGAAUCUGAAGAGCUGUCUGAAACAACAGUUUCAAAUGUGUUGUUGCAACUUAAUACUGUCUCUUCUGACUAG